This is a messenger RNA of Argentina anserina (silverweed cinquefoil), 968 nucleotides long. RefSeq lists its product as uncharacterized. Gene Ontology annotation, cellular component: precatalytic spliceosome. Gene Ontology annotation, biological process: RNA splicing. NCBI's taxonomy places the organism in Eukaryota, Viridiplantae, Streptophyta, Magnoliopsida, Rosales, Rosaceae. Bases 35 to 634 code for a protein of 199 amino acids. The record is from RefSeq and is a predicted model, not a curated record. The transcript has 2 exons.
UCUCUCUCUCUCUCUUCUCUCAGUGAGGCCAACUAUGGCAGACCGAGAGCGUGACCGCGACCGAAUCCGAGACCGCGACCGAGAUCGAGAUCGAGACCGAGACAGAGACCGACGCCGUGACCGUGACCGUGACGACCGCGACCGCGUCCGGAGCAAGAGGUCCCGCACGCCGGAGCGCACCAGAGCACGCCACACUCGCUCCCGCACGCGCUCGCCGGGGAACCGUUACCACUCACGCUCCCUCUCCCGCUCCCGCACUCCAGAAGACCGCUCCCACCGCCGCCGCCGCCACCACAACCGCAGCCCCUCCCCGGAGCCGCGGAAGCGCGCGCGGCGCGAGGCGACGGUGGAGGACGAGAAGGACCUGCAGAAGAAGGCGGUGUCGGAGUUCGUGGAGGGGAUUGCGAAGGAGCAGCAGAAGCAGGGGAGUGGCGGAGAGGGCGGUGCGGACGAGGAUGAGAUUGAGAUGAUGAAGAAGCUUGGGAUUCCGGUAGGGUUUGACUCUACGAAAGGGAAGCCGGUGCCCGGCGCCGAUGUGAGUGGUGUUAGGGCGGUGACGAAGCGCCAGCCGAGACAGUACAUGAACCGCCGCGGUGGAUUCAACCGGCCAUUGCCUGCAGAGUGCAAUCGCUAGAGAUUAGUACUGGAGGUUAUAAGCUAGAUUAGGCAGAAUGGAUUGCUUAUGAUUUUACAGUUGCUUAUCCAAAGUAACUUAUUCCAAUCAGACAUGGGGAUUGGCAUUCUAUCAGUGGGUUGAGUGGGAGGUUCUUCUAUGUUGGAUCACCUUUUGCCGUAUUCUCUCUUGUUGAUGAGAAAAGUUAUGGUCAUGUAUGCUCAUUCUGUAUGGUGAGAGUACCUAUAACUUCAUUGUUGUUAGGUAUUUUUAGUCAGGCGAUUUAGGGAUAUGCUUAUGCCAUUUCUUUCGUUUCACCAGGACAAUCCAAUUAGAAGAAAGAGUUUGCUUGCCA